UUCAUGCCGCUAGGUAGGCCUUUUAUUAUAUAUUUUCUAAAAAGCUAUGCUUCCAAAUUGAAAUUUCGGUACACCUCUCCCUAAAAAAUAGUCUAAUUUCGGUGUUAAAAUGAAGAAGGCUUUAAAAUUAAAUAAUUAUGCAUUACUAUACCAACCACACCUCACCCAAGCCUUUUUCACCUCACGCUUAAAGUCUGACAGCUCUAAAUCUGCGGAUCCAACAAAAAAGGUAGAAACCGAAUGUAAAUUGAAUAAAGAUGCUGGGGCAGGUAAACCGGAUAAAGAUGCUGCGGUAGGUAAGCCGGCUAAAGAUGCUGUCGCAAAUAAAUUGACAAAAGAUGCUGCUCCAAUUAAAUCAGCAAAAGAUGCAACUAAAGAUGCAACUAAAGCUGCAAAAGUUCCAACUAAAUCGGGAAAAGAAGAUCCAACUAAAGCUGCAAAAGAUCCCACUAAGUCAGCUAAAGAAGAUCCAUCUAAAUCUGCAAAAGGAGAUGAACCCCAAAAAGAGGCACCACCGCCGAAAGACGAAACUGUUAUUUCCGGUGGAACCGAUUGUAAUCCAAAAACACCUUGUGUCCCACCACCAUCAGGCAGUAAUAAAUCAAAAGCCCAAAAGGCAAAUUGUGAAUCAAUACUUUACAAGCAACUUGGUCCAACUAAAACAAGUAAAAAGAAAGUACCUUUAACUAAAAUUCAAGGAGGUGCUCUUGAUUGUCAAGGAAAGAAAGAAAAAAAACCGCCACAAGCUCACCAUGCAAGUCGUUUUCAAAAAUAUUCACUUUAUCUGGCCUUACCUCUAAUCGCCAUACUAACGCUAUUGAUUUUUGGCCAUCGAUCGGAAGAGGAUCGCUUGGAAUUCAAAAACUAUGACUAUAUGUAUAAGCGUGAUAAAAAGUUUUCCUUUGGUGAUGGAAAUCGAUCAGCAUUCCAUAAUAGUUAUUAUAAUGCUUUACCGCCAGAUGGAUAUGAGGAUGAAAUUGAUGAAGAAGGAUUGGGUCAAGAACCGGAAACGGAAAAGGACAAGAAAUCCCGAUUAAAAGAAUUUGAAAAGGUUUUUAAGAAGUGGAAAAAACACGAUGGCAAGAGAGAAGCUCAGUUGCAAAAACAAAUGGCGGCGACCCACUAAAAUUGUAAAUUAAAAAGUAUAAUAAUUAUUUUUUU
Molecule: messenger RNA, 1161 nt
Organism: Drosophila serrata
Lineage: Eukaryota; Metazoa; Arthropoda; Insecta; Diptera; Drosophilidae
Gene: COX6AL2
Product: Cytochrome c oxidase subunit 6A-like 2
Biological process (GO): mitochondrial electron transport, cytochrome c to oxygen
Cellular component (GO): mitochondrial inner membrane; respiratory chain complex IV
Molecular function (GO): enzyme regulator activity
Source: RefSeq, a predicted model, not a curated record